Molecule: messenger RNA, 2408 nt
Organism: Humulus lupulus (European hop)
Lineage: Eukaryota; Viridiplantae; Streptophyta; Magnoliopsida; Rosales; Cannabaceae
Product: tetrahydroberberine oxidase-like
Exons: 1
Coding region: 479-2155 (558 amino acids)
Molecular function (GO): FAD binding; oxidoreductase activity
Source: RefSeq, a predicted model, not a curated record
UACAGGGAAGAAGCUGAACUUUAAUUAGUUGCGUAAUGGACCAUUUUUUGGGAAUAGUUUGAGGAGAAGCUGCUGUGUGGGAGGGGACCCAUGAGGUUUAGUUCUUUAUGAGUGGCCAUGGUUUCAGACCUGGUAGGGGGAGUUUUGGGGAAGAGAGAAGUGUAGUUUUGUGAUGAUGAAGAUGUUAAGCUGAGAGAUUGCCAUGGUGUAGUUUUGCUUUUGAUGUUUUAUUAUUGAUUUUCCUGUUUGUAGGUCGGAGAAAUGGUCAGCAUUCCUUGACAGAGGAUCUGCCUGUAUGGGACACUGCUUAUUUUAUGCUUUUAUUUGAAAUUAAUGGUCCUGCUAGUAUAUUAUAUAUUAUUGUUCAAUGUGAGCCACUAAUAUUUUUCUUCUCAAAACCCCCAAAAGAACUAAAUCACUACAAAUAAGACAUCUCCAUUUCACUCCCAUGUACAGCUAAAUCUUACAAACUAAAAUCAUGAAGUACUCUUUCUACUAUUGCAUUUUCUCUUACAUUUUCAUUUUACUUUUCUCAUUUUCGUGUGCAUUAUUGGCUUCAGCUCCCACUCCAGAAAACUUUCUUCGUUGCCUUUCUCAACAUUACUCGAACACUUCCUCCAUUUCCAAACUGGUUUACACCCCCAAUGACCCAUCGUACUUCUCCUGCUUGAAUUUCUCCAUACAAAACCCUCGCUUCUCUUCCCAUUUCACUCCAAAACCCCAAGUUAUCAUAACACCAUUCCAUGUCUCCCAUGUCCAAGGAGCCGUGUACUGCUCCAGAAAACAUAAAAUGCAGUUUAUUGUCCGAAGUGGAGCCCAUGAUUACGAGGGUCUGUCCUACACGUCCGAAGUCCCAUUUGUUAUACUCGAUCUCAACAACCUCCGGUCAAUCAAUAUAGACGUAGAAAACAGCACUGCCUGGUGUGAAUCAGGUGCCACAGUUGGCGAAGUUUACUAUAAUAUUGCGAAAAAGAGUAGUAAUCUUGGCUUUCCGGCUGGUAUUUGCCCUACCGUUGGGGUUGGUGGUCACUUCAGUGGAGGAGGCUAUGGAACUAUUCUCAGAAAAUAUGGACUUGCGGCUGAUAAUAUUAUAGAUGCUGAACUAGUCGACGUUGACGGAAGAAUUCUAGAUAGAAAAUCUAUGGGAGAAGAUCUGUUUUGGGCUAUUCGUGGCGGCGGAGGAGCAAGCUUUGGCGUAGUUGUCUCAUGGAAGAUUAAGCUAGUUCAAGUUCCAUCAAUCGUGACUGUCUUCAAUGUCCAACGGUUCUUGGCACAAGAUGGUACCGAGCUCGUUCACCGAUGGCAAGAGGUAGCCCAUAAAUUUCAUGAAGAUCUAUUUGUCAGACUCGUCUUGCAAGCUAUUUCAUUAGAUGGUGGGAAGAAAACAAUACAAGUUACAUUCAAUUCCAUGUUUCUUGGUGAUGUGGAUUCGCUACUCAUGUUGAUGCAAAAGAGCUUUCCUGAAUUGGGUUUGGUGAGAGAAGAUUGCAUUCAAAUGAGUUGGAUUGAAUCUACUCUAUUUUUCAAUGGUUUCCCAAGUGGGCAAUCCCUUGAGGUUUUGCUCGAUAGGGUGACUGAAACUAGGUCGUCUAAAGCGAAAUCAGAUUAUGUUAAGGAGCCUAUUCCAGUGGAGGGUUUGGAAGGGAUAUGGGAAAGGUUGUUUGAAGAAGAGGUUGGAAGGGGUAUGUUGAUUAUGACUCCUUAUGGUGGAAAAAUGGAUGAGAUUUCGGAAUCUAAAAUCCCGUUUCCACACAGAAAAGGUAACAUUUAUCAGAUUCAAUACUUGAUAUUUUGGGAUGCAAAAGAAAAUGUUACUGAAUCCCAAAAGCAUAUAAGUUGGAUAAGGAGGCUUUAUAGCUAUAUGACUCCUUAUGUGUCGAAAUCCCCUAGAGAAGCAUAUUUCAAUUAUAGAGAUCUUGAUAUUGGAACAAAUAACAUCAAGGGAAGAACAAGCUACGCUGAAGCAGGCAUUUGGGGUACAAAAUAUUUCAAAAACAACUUGAAUAAGUUGGUUCAAGUCAAGACCACGGUCGAUCCAACUAAUUUCUUUCAGAACCAACAAAGUAUUCCACCAUAUGACUACGUGGAAGAACAGUUGUCAUUAAAAAUCUAUAAAUAUGGAUACGUAUACCCCCAGCUACUCCUAUCCCAUUGAAUUUAUUUUUAAGAAAUAAGGUUAAAUAGACGCGUAAGUGGUGGACAUAUAAUCUCAAACAGCCUGUCAGAUUAUAAUACUUAUAUUUUAUGUAUAAUUGUUUGUUGGCUAUGGGAUACCUUCUUAUCUUUUAAUUUUUUUAUUCUUUUUGAGAAUGAAAUCUUUUAAUGUGCUAGGUUAAGAAGAUAUAGUGACGAUGACUUGACACAUUUGACAAUACGUAUUGGGUACCUUCCUUAUCGUACUCUUUUUG